UAUUUGAUUCUGAAACUUGAAAGACCUGCCAUAGUCCAGAGUAUCACAUUUGGCAAAUAUGAGAAAACACAUGUCUGCAAUUUAAAGAAGUUUAAAGUCUUUGGUGGGAUGAAUGAGGAAAAUAUGACAGAUCUCUUAUCCAGUGGCUUAAAGAAUGAUUAUAACAAAGAAACAUUCACCUUGAAGCAUAAAAUUGAUGAACAGAUGUUCCCCUGUCGAUUCAUUAAGAUAGUUCCACUCUUAUCCUGGGGACCUAGCUUCAAUUUUAGUAUCUGGUAUGUUGAACUUAAUGGCAUUGAUGAUCCAGAUGUGGUCCAGCCGUGCCUCAACUGGUACAGCAAGUACCGUGAACAGGAAGCCAUUCGCCUUUGCCUAAAGCAUUUUCGUCAGCACAACUACACGGAGGCUUUCGAGUCGCUGCAGAAGAAAACCAAGAUUGCUCUGGAGCACCCCAUGUUGACAGACCUGCACGACAAACUGGUGUUGAAAGGAGACUUUGAUGCUUGUGAAGAACUCAUAGAGAAAGCUAUGGCUUAUUCAAAGCAGGAAUACAAACCUCGCUGGGGGCAGAUCAUCCCCAAAAGCACCAAAGGUGAUGGAGAAGACAGCCGACCAGGGAUGAGAGGUGGCCAUCAGAUGGUUAUAGAUGUUCAGACAGAAACUGUCUAUUUGUUUGGUGGCUGGGAUGGAACUCAGGAUCUGGCUGACUUCUGGGCAUACAGCGUGAAGGAAAACCAGUGGACCUGUAUAUCCAGGGACACUGAGAAAGAG
This is a messenger RNA of Nestor notabilis (Kea), 771 nucleotides long. Its product is annotated as muskelin-like. The annotation marks the transcript as partial. The record is from RefSeq and is a predicted model, not a curated record. Gene Ontology annotation, cellular component: cytoplasm. Gene Ontology annotation, molecular function: protein binding. NCBI's taxonomy places the organism in Eukaryota, Metazoa, Chordata, Aves, Psittaciformes, Psittacidae. The transcript is spliced from 7 exons.